ACAGCUGUGAUGUUCAUUCCCUUCUAUCCCAGGGUAGGGAGGGCUGUAGGUGACAGCCCACUAGCCCAGGGUUCAGCAUCAUGUCUUUGGUCUGCUCCCUCCAGUCCCUCCUUCUCUCUCUCCCUCCCUCCCUCCUCCCUGCAUCUGUCAGGCACUGGUGAGGUCCAUUCCCUCUCUGCUACACUCAGGACUGCAGCCUUCCUCCUCUCUGCACUGAACCAGUGGUUGCUGCGGAGCACUCUUAACUGUACAUUACAACAUGAGUAAAGAAACUGACUCAAAUUCUUCAUUCGAUUGGUCUCAUCUGCUAAGUUAUAAUGAGACAUACAAGUACCUCUACUUAGAAGGCAAUGUCUCCUAUGUGGACUACUACCAUCAUCAGCCCUCGGUGGCAGCUGUCUUCAUCAUCUCUUACCUCCUCAUCUUCCUGCUCUGUAUGGCUGGCAACGGAGUAGUCUGCUACAUUGUUCUGAAGAGCAAGCAUAUGCGAACAGUCACAAAUCUUUUCAUCUUAAACCUGGCUGUCAGCGAUCUACUGGUGGGAAUCUUCUGCAUGCCCACCACACUCCUGGACAACAUCAUUGCAGGAUGGCCAUUUGGGAGCAUGGUUUGCAAGAUGAGUGGGAUGGUCCAAGGAAUCUCUGUCUCUGCCUCCAUCUUCACUCUGGUUGCAAUUGCUGUAGACAGGUUUCGAUGCAUCGUUUAUCCAUUUAAGCAGAAGCUGACCACUUCAACUGCUGUCAUCAUUAUAACAGUCAUCUGGAUUCUGGCCAUUGCAAUCAUGUGUCCUUCAGCAGUCAUGUUGCAGGUGGAAGAAGAGAAGCAUAUAAGAGUCAUCCUUGGCUAUGGCAAUGAAACCCGCCCUGUAUAUUGGUGCCGGGAGAACUGGCCUAACCCAGGAAUGAGAAAGAUCUAUACAACGGUUCUGUUUGCCAAUAUCUAUCUUGCCCCCUUGUCACUCAUUGUUAUUAUGUAUGCUAGGAUAGGCAUUGCUCUCUUCAAUACAGCAGUGCCUACAGUGGGAAAGCACAGCCAGGAGCAGCGACACACUGUGUCCAAGAAGAAACAAAAAGUCAUCAAAAUGCUCAUUAUUGUGGCUUUGCUUUUCACCCUGUCCUGGCUUCCACUGUGGACUCUGAUGAUGCUUUCAGACUACGCCAACCUGUCAGAUAUCCAGCUGCAGAUCAUCAACAUUUAUAUCUAUCCCUUUGCCCACUGGCUGGCUUUCUUCAACAGCAGCGCCAACCCCAUCAUCUACGGUUUCUUUAAUGAAAACUUUCGCAGAGGCUUUCAGGCAGCCUUUAAACUUCAGCUCUGCUCUAAGGACAUCAUUCACAGGGAGGUCUACUCACAGCGAGGCCAAAGUAACGCCAUUUUGCCAGCUGCCAACUACCAAACACCCCAGGAUCAAGCUUGUCAAAAUGUCAAAGCAGAGAGAAAGCCAGUUAGGAAAGGAAACUGGAUGAAUAACCAGCAGGAUUUGAUGAUGGAGGAUCUUGAAUAGCCUUACAACAACAACAGGAUGUUGCUGUAAUGUUAUAGCAUGUUCAUAACAUGUUAUGAACUCUCUAAAAGACUUCUGUCCAACAUAAUUUCUUUACUGGGUUGUGGAAUUCAAGCUCUGUAAGGUAUUUCUAUUCUUAGAAAUAGAAAUAAUGUCGAGAUGUUUCUGUUUAGGAAAUGAUAUGCAACUUACUUAUUAUUUAAGCAUUUGACACAAGGAAGAAGCAAAAUUCAUCCUUCUCUAUCACCAGCUUAAUCCAGGGACAAACUCUGAAGUCAUUGAUGACUCACUGCUCCUGCACUGGUCUAGAGCAAAGUCCUGAUUAAAAUGAGAUUAUCUUCCCUACAUUGUGAAUUAAGAGAAAAACUAAGAUUAUUUACCCUGAUAUAACGAUACCUGACACUGAUAGAGACAACAUGCAUUUGCUUUUCUAAAUUUCUCGCAGUAGCUGGAACAGGGCUGUGUGUACAAUAACUAUGGUAUCAAUUCAGCAUUUAAGGCUAGUUAUUACUAACAUCUACAGUCUUCUUCUGAUAUCAGGCAACAAAAGUCACACAGCUGUCUGUAGUGGCCAUCUGGACUACCAUGCCAGGUAGAGAAGGGAACCAUGAAACUCACCAGGGCCCUCUGUGCACAUGCUCCUUCCUAGGGGGUUUGACUGCCAAGACUCAGGGCAGCUCUGAGCUAUGAUGCUGAAGGUAUCCCUUCCCACUGGUUAUUCCAGAGAGAUUCCCAGACAGCACUAUGAGGAUGUCACAGCACAUACUGGCAACUGCUUUUACAAUGAUGCUCCAGUGAUGGGUCCCUACUGCCUCACAGUCCCUCCCUCCACUGGUUAUAGGCCCUGUGGUUUCAGGCACUAAGUCUGAUCAGCAGGUCAACAUCCUUGAGUGAGCUCAGACCUGACUCAUCACCAUAAACUUCUCUGACAGUCACAGACCCACAGCUAAACCUGGUUUCACAUCCAGCCCUAUUCCCUCGCUGGGGCUGCAGGGUGGACCCUGGCUAGUAAGGAGCUUGCUCUGCAACACCACUCAUUUUCAUAGGGAGAAGCCAGCCCUUGCAGCAUUCUAAGGGAAUCAUCUGGUCUGGAUAUUUUAGUUUUCUAUUGCAUUAAGAGCUAAAUGUAUCUAUAGACCAACACACCUGCAAAUGAGAUUUAUAUAAAAUUCCUCUACCAAAAGCCCGACUAAUCCAAUAAACUCACAUCAUGAUUAACAUACUGCAGAUCUGCUCAGCAAUGGGCUCUUGGUACUACAAUUUUGGGUGUUUCAAGUGAAGCAUAAGUUUGUUUCUGGAAUGUAUCAGUCUGUUACCCUCUUAAAUACUGGAAAUACAGUCUGAACAUCUGAACUUAACUCACCAGUUUGUAGAUCUUCAUGUACUUGUACUUCUGCCAGGUAAUCUUGAACGCCAAUCACUUCCUAUCAAAUGGUCAAAGUAAGCAUUGUUCAUAAUGUUCUCUUCAUUCCCUUUUCUGGUUGUUCCCUUCUUGUUAAUACUGUGAUAUCAAUUGUACUUGGAGUUCAAAAAAAUAAAGUGAAUAUUUGUGAAAUAAAGGAUGAAAAAAUGGCUUAUGGUAACAAUUUGGGUGUGGCUCUUUUUGU
Molecule: messenger RNA, 3111 nt
Organism: Coturnix japonica (Japanese quail)
Lineage: Eukaryota; Metazoa; Chordata; Aves; Galliformes; Phasianidae
Gene: NPFFR2
Product: neuropeptide FF receptor 2
Biological process (GO): G protein-coupled receptor signaling pathway; regulation of MAPK cascade; cellular response to hormone stimulus
Cellular component (GO): plasma membrane
Molecular function (GO): neuropeptide receptor activity; opioid receptor binding; peptide binding
Source: RefSeq, a predicted model, not a curated record